Molecule: messenger RNA, 2418 nt
Organism: Umbelopsis ramanniana AG
Lineage: Eukaryota; Fungi; Mucoromycota; Umbelopsidomycetes; Umbelopsidales; Umbelopsidaceae
Exons: 9
Coding region: 139-2364 (741 amino acids)
Cellular component (GO): cytoplasm
Molecular function (GO): protein binding; ubiquitin-protein transferase activity
Source: RefSeq, a predicted model, not a curated record
UUUUUUUAAAAAAAAAAAAUUGUUUAAUUACCGCGGAUCCCCUCUAGCUAUAGAAUAUAUUCUACCUUAACCUUUUUUUUUUACUUUUUUAAUCUUUUUCGCUCCUACUCUAUUGUUUGACAAUCGUUCUUUAGUGAGAUGGUGAUCAGCCUCACUAAUAGAAUACUUACCCGACUACAUCGGACGAGAGCUAUCCGACAAUCAUGGAAACGUUUGAUUGCCGCCACAAACGACUUGAACGCAGGCAACUCGCUUACAGGAAUUCAGUCGAGAGAGAGUAACGAAUACAUCACAGCACUUCAACAUGAAAGUGAACUUACAUACGCCUUGGAGACUAUCCUCUCUUUAUCACAAGAAGAGAAGGAAUAUAAAGCUCUCAUUGCUGUGAUAUUGUCAACCUUGGAUACUCGCAAUCCACUAUCCAUGGCCUUUUUGAAUCAUAUAAUUGAUCGAGCGGCGUUACCGUCUAAAGCGACGAUCUCCAGUGCUUCGGAGAUGAUACUGCAGAAAUUGCAAAAAUCCAAAAAGACACCCACUGAGUCGCUAACCAAGGAGAACGCUUGUAUAUUAUGGUGCAUUUUGGCUGAACGAUUUGCUGGAGAUCUGUGCUUUUCUCUAUGGAAUAAUGAGAUAGGAGACGAGUUGUUAGCUAUGUUAUCCAGCCCAGCGGAAAACUCGACCGUCCGGCUUUACGCUCUACUUGCCCUUGAAAAGUUCGCCUUAACCGGUACUAUCAAGACUCUUAUUUUAUCUCGUCCCGUCGACAUUGCCGAUGUGUUGCGAUCCGUCAUAAAUGAAUGUCAACAGAAAUAUUAUUUGACAGCGCCGUCCCUGUUAAAUUUAGAAGACGAACAGCACAAGCACGCCAACACCGAGUUGAUGCCUUUACACUAUUUCAACAAAUUUGUCAGGUCUCAUGGGGUAGCCAACGAACCUUUCUCCACAUCACCACUGAGCGAAACUGUAUCGCAGCAAGCAGGAUCUUUGCAAGGAAUCAAUGAAGUAGUCUCUCGGUUCCAAAAAUGGUCAUGGAUUACUUCAUCCAAUCUCUCACUACCGAGUAUAGAUCUCGAUGGUCAAUCAGAAAAAUUAAAACAGAAGGCUGGUGCUAAGAAUGACGCUGCUUUGUCCGUAUGGACAGGUUACCGUCAGUUGGAGCAUUGUUCUUGGUGGUCCCUCUCAUACACAUUUGAUGCUACGGAGGCAACCAAUGCGUGGGAUCUGGACGACCUUAACAUUACCAUGAACCCUCUGGACGCUACAUCUAGAUGGAAAAUGGGAUCAUGUGGAUUAGAGCUCCGAAACGACCAUCCGAACUUUGAGUCUGUGCGUGCGACAGCGAACGUUAAAGUCGGAAAAUGGUACUAUGAGGUUUUGGCUCUAACAGACGGAAUUAUGCAAAUUGGAUGGGCUACAGAGCGAUGUCACUUUGUCCCUGAGGAAGGUUUAGGUGUCGGUGAUGAUAACAAUGGCUUUGGAUUUGAUUGCUGCCGAAAUACGAUUUGGGCAAACGGUACCGCGGUCUAUCCACCAACGACAAGCAUACCACAAUGCAAACCAGGAGAUGUCAUUGGCACUUACCUAGAUCUGGACAAUGGACUUUGUACUUUCUUUAUUAAUGGAAAAGACUAUGGCCUUACGGUUGAGUUUGACCAACCCCGGAAGCAGGCCUUUGAAACCAACAAGGCUCGCAGACAGAAAUACGGAAAGAACGGCCAGCCUAUCAAAGAUGUUGAAGGUCUCGGUUUGUACCCUGCCAUCAGUCUUACGAGCCAUCAGCAUGUUAUCGUCAAUUUUGGCCAGAGUCCUUGGAUGUAUCCUCCUUCGCUACCAGAGAGCGGGUUCCAACCCAUGAAUGCUUGCGAGACGAUGUCAGAAGAAUUGAAACGUAACAUUUUGAAGCUUACACGGCUACGGGGGCGAAAGUGUGCUAGAGUACCCCUUUCCUCCCUUGGACGAAAGGCGGCCGAAAUUUCAGGACGAGCCGCUUGGCUGGAUAGUGAUAGUGACACCGAAACAACGAGUUCAACAGAGGAUAAAGAACAAAUAUUCUGUACCAUCUGUUAUUCCGAGCCUCACUGUAUUCAACUGCAGCCGUGCGGUCACGAUGGAUUUUGCAUAACUUGUGCAAAGAUUCUCGGCACUUGUCCUCUAUGUCGCUCAACUAUCACCAAACGUAAAAUUGUCGAACCACCUCAGCUUAGCUCAUCCAAUGCUAGCUCAUCCACGCUUUCUGUCAGCAGUGCUUCCUCUUCUGGCACAAACGAACCCGUAAUGCCUAUUUUUUCACUUCCUAAAGCUACCCUGUCAUCUCUACACCUUACAUUGAACACAAUUGAAGAAAUGCAUGAAAGAUUCGGAUAAUUUAAAACCUUUCCAUGUACAUUUAUGAAUAAAUAAUAUCUGACCAUUUAAUCA